Microtus oregoni (creeping vole) is the source of this 3012-nucleotide messenger RNA. RefSeq names its product POU class 3 homeobox 1 (gene Pou3f1). Bases 80 to 1435 code for a protein of 451 amino acids. The transcript has a single exon. Gene Ontology annotation, biological process: brain development; regulation of transcription by RNA polymerase II. Gene Ontology annotation, molecular function: RNA polymerase II cis-regulatory region sequence-specific DNA binding; DNA-binding transcription factor activity, RNA polymerase II-specific. NCBI's taxonomy places the organism in Eukaryota, Metazoa, Chordata, Mammalia, Rodentia, Cricetidae. The record is from RefSeq and is a predicted model, not a curated record. Gene Ontology annotation, cellular component: nucleus.
UAAGCCGGCGGAGCGCGGCGGCGGGGCCCGCAGACGGAGCGAGGCGGCGGCGGCGGCGCGGCGCAGGGCGCGGGGCGGCAUGGCCACCACCGCGCAGUACCUGCCGCGGGGCCCCGGCGGCGGAGCUGGCGGCACCGGGCCGCUCAUGCAUCCCGAUGCCGCGGCAGCGGCGGCAGCGGCGGCGGCCGCCGAGCGGCUGCACGCGGGGGCCGCGUACCGCGAAGUGCAGAAGCUGAUGCACCACGAGUGGCUGGGCGCGGGCGCGGGCCACCCCGUGGGCCUAGCGCACCCCCAGUGGCUACCCACGGGAGGAGGAGGCGGCGGUGACUGGGCCGGCGGCCCGCACCUGGAACACGGCAAGGCGGGCGGUGGCGGCACCGGCCGAGCCGACGACGGCGGCGGCGGCGGCGGUUUCCACGCCCGCUUGGUGCACCAAGGGGCGGCCCACGCGGGCGCGGCAUGGGCACAGAGCGGCACAGCGCACCACCUGGGCCCCGCCAUGUCGCCGUCGCCCGGGGCCGGUGGGGGCCACCAACCCCAGCCGCUCGGGCUGUACGCGCAGGCGGCCUACCCCGGUGGCGGCGGCGGCGGCCUGGCCGGGAUGCUGGCGGCGGGCGGUGGCGGCGCGGGACCCGGCCUGCACCACGCGCUGCACGAGGACGGCCACGAGGCACAGCUGGAGCCGUCGCCGCCGCCGCACCUGGGCGCACACGGACACGCACACGGACAUGCACACGCGGGCGGCCUGCACGCGGCGGCGGCGCACCUGCACCCAGGCGCGGGCGGCGGUGGCUCGUCGGUGGGCGAACACUCGGACGAGGAUGCUCCCAGCUCCGACGACCUGGAGCAGUUCGCCAAGCAGUUCAAGCAACGUCGCAUCAAGCUGGGCUUUACCCAGGCCGACGUGGGGCUGGCGCUGGGCACUCUCUACGGUAACGUGUUCUCGCAGACCACCAUCUGCCGCUUCGAGGCCCUGCAGCUGAGCUUCAAGAACAUGUGCAAGCUCAAGCCGCUGCUCAACAAGUGGCUGGAGGAGACCGACUCGUCCAGCGGCAGUCCCACCAACCUGGACAAGAUCGCGGCGCAGGGCCGCAAGCGCAAGAAGCGCACGUCCAUUGAGGUGGGGGUCAAAGGCGCGCUCGAAAGCCACUUUCUCAAGUGUCCCAAGCCCUCUGCGCACGAGAUCACCGGCCUGGCCGACAGCCUACAGCUGGAGAAGGAGGUGGUGCGUGUCUGGUUCUGCAACCGGCGGCAGAAGGAGAAGCGCAUGACCCCCGCGGCCGGCGCGGGCCACCCGCCCAUGGACGACGUUUACGCGCCUGGGGAGCUGGGGCCUGGCGGGGGCGGCGCGUCUCCACCCUCUGCACCCCCGCCACCGCCUCCGGCCGCGCUGCACCACCACCACCACCACACACUGCCCGGCUCAGUGCAGUGACCCUGCGGGCUGGGUUCCCCACCGGCGCAGCGGUGCCUCCGGCGCGCAAUCAGCCCGCGCGGCCUGGACUCUUUUUUUGUUGUUCUUUAUUCGGUUGCUUUGGAUUUUACAAAAAGGAAAAAAAAACCCAGAAACUUUUAAACAAAACCAAACAACCCCGGACCGAACCCCUCUCUGGCGAGCGGCGAAGGGCGGCCGAGAGGCUGUGUCGCCCGAGUCCCGGGAGAGAGCAGCGAAGAUCCGGAAUGCGCCAACACACUCUGGGCGCCCUCUGCCCACUGCCUGCUCCCUGUCCCCAUACCCUCGACGACCCCUGCCCUUGCCCCCGGGCUGUUCGGGGCCGGAUCCCGGCAGCGGCCUCCCCACAGCGAAAGGUAACGCGGUGCGGGGUUAGGGAUUCCCGGGAGAAAGGACGAAGAGAGAGGAGAGUCCCCCGCAGCUCUCCCGGGCGCGGACUCCCUGUAGCCUGCAGGUCACGGGUGGGGGACUGUCACUUUAUUCUCUCCGCGCCUCUUCUCUCGCACCAGGAUGCGCCCCAGCCCCUCACCCUUUCUCCGGGCUUGUUUUUUUUUUCUUUUUUUUUUUCUUUUUUUGCGAUUUUUUAUUUAUUCGUGGAGCCUCUAGGUUCCUGGGGUCCUUCUAACUCCGCCCGCGCCCUUAAUUUAAAUCGCUGUAUACUGUAUUUAUCGGGGCCCCGGAGGGGAGGCCACGAGAGCCGCAUCUGUGUAUAAAAGCAGGAAAUAGCCAAAGCUUUAAUCUAGCCUAAUUUAUUUUCCCUUUCUCAUACCCUUUCCUCCUUCCUCCAAGAACGCAAAACAAAAAAAACUAACAAAAAAAAAUUUUUGAGUGUUCAUUUCCGUUUCGUUUUACCCGAGCUGUCGGCUCGGUUCCUGGCCUAGCGGAUAGGGUCUGCGCUCCCACGCACACCCGGGUGGGAAGGGGCAUCUCCACCCGCAAGACCGAGCACGCACCACGGGCCGCUGCUUCCCCGCCGGGCCCUUCCCCUCCUGGCCUUAACGAACGAAACUUGGAAAAGUUGGAACUAUUUUUUAACCAGCUGUAGAAAUAAACCAUUCCCCCAAGAACCUUCCGCCUGAUUCCCUACCGCUUCCCCCUGCUCUUUCCAGCCCCCUCGGGAUGCUGGGGGAACCCUGGAGAGAAAUUCUCCCAAUUUGGGGUGAGGUGGGAACCAUGUAAAUAUGUGAGAUAUGUACACACUGGCGGGGGGCGGGAAGAAACCUUUUGUGCUUGGUUUUUAUUUUUUGGUUUCUGGGUUGUUGCCCCUCCCCGGGUUUUGUACGCCCGACUAAACCGAAAAAGAUAUUUUAAUAUGGUUUCCUGAUUUCUGACCCAUCUCUAUUUAUUUUCUGGAUGUGUUUGGAGCUUCCCCCUUCACCAAUUCUUCAUUGUUUGUUAACGUUGGAGCUUAAAUUUUGUUUUUUUAUUUUUAUUUUGGAACAAUGUUUGGUGCAUUCUCUUUGUAUCUUUAUUGCAAAAAAAAUAAUGUAGACUGGGAAGUUCCCUUUAUAUUUAUGUUAUAGUAAAUAUUUUAUUACUCACAUAAACAUGUACCCCAG